Molecule: messenger RNA, 1337 nt
Organism: Musa acuminata subsp. malaccensis (wild Malaysian banana)
Lineage: Eukaryota; Viridiplantae; Streptophyta; Magnoliopsida; Zingiberales; Musaceae
Source: RefSeq, a predicted model, not a curated record
AUAUGCAGUAAACACACGCCGAUAGACCAUAUGCUUUCACUCCUGUCUUCUCUUUUGUCAGAGGCUCCCAUCUCUCCCCCAUUCCUUCGCCAACCCUCCACCCACCUCUCUCUCUCUCUCUUUUUCUCUCUUGCUUCAUCCUUUCUUUCGCUAGGGUUGUCUCGUUCGGUCUCCCAUGGUCGUCUACGCCUUCGCCGCCGCUGGCUACCCCGACGAAUGGGUGCACGACGCCUUUUUCGAUCCCCGUCUCGCCGCGACCGUCCUCCUCAGCUUUCGCCGAGGCAAGCGCCCCGAGCCGGAGAGCGAGGGCGACGAGAAGCCGUCCACGUCGGCGACGGCGGCAGAUGCGCCGUUGCCGAAGUGGGGAAGACGGAUCAAGAGACCACGGAUGAUGAGGCUCCCGCGUAUCCUCUCCGCGACGCGGGACGAGGAGAUGGAGGACGAAGCGGCGGAGAAGAGGAAGGGGAAGAGGAGGGCGAGCCCGCAGUCGCCUCUGGAGGGAUACAGCAGUGCGUCGGGGAGCGACGGUGAGGAGGGGGCGAGCUCGGCGGAAAAGCCCCCGAAGGCGCCGAUGUCCCCCUUCCCCGCCACCCCAUCGGGAGACGGUCGCACCAAGGUGGUCGCGGACCUGCGUGCGCCGUUGAUUUCGUCUAUCCCGGUUUCGGCGCCCAUCCGACGGCCAGCAUCGAGGAAAAUGACGAAACCGGAGCUGCAGGCGGUAGAGAGGACUCUGCUGGAGGAGCGGGCGAAUCUUCACAAGGACAUGGAGGUUUUGCGGAGGGCUGUGGAGGAGCUGCGGGCUGAUAACCGCAAGCUGGAGAAGAUGCAUUUGGAGUUGUCGAAGUUACCGAUUACUACUGUUCACAUGGCUCUUGAGGAUGUUCAAUUACAUGGAUCAUGUCAACCCACCGUUCAAUCUUCUUCACUACCUGGGCGCAAAGCUUUCAUUGCAAUACCAGAUCUCAAUGAUCCCCUACCAGAUUGUUGAAUCCCCAGACUGACUUUCUGAGUCAUUGAGAAUGCAAAACUUCUCGCUUUGUGAACAAAUAACCGAAAAUAUAGAUAAUGGUGUGGUGAUCUCCGAAAGGUGGGAUUCACGGAGUACUGGAUGACUAAUGAUAAUUUUCAGCAUCUAAUAUAAUAGUAGAGAACCCAAAGGGAACACUACAGAUUUUCACUGAAUCUGGCUUUGCUAAUUAUCCGAUACUCUUAGAAUUCACAGGAGUGAGAUACUUUAUUUUUUCCGGAUCCAAGAACAUAUUUGUUUGUUAACUUCUAGUACUGUAACGUGAUUCGAUUCUUCACUUUUGUCUCUUAAUAGUCUGACUGAUUCUUCA